Messenger RNA from Letharia lupina, 1008 nucleotides. RefSeq lists its product as uncharacterized. The coding region runs from base 1 to 1008 and encodes 335 amino acids. Gene Ontology annotation, molecular function: glycosyltransferase activity. The record is from RefSeq and is a predicted model, not a curated record. Gene Ontology annotation, biological process: protein N-linked glycosylation. Lineage: Eukaryota; Fungi; Ascomycota; Lecanoromycetes; Lecanorales; Parmeliaceae. The transcript has a single exon.
AUGAACAAAAGAUUUCAAGCUACCGUUGGCACUUUGAUCGUAAUCGUUAUUCUGGCAUUCACCUUUGACCCUCUGAAUCUAGCCCGAAAUCAUCCAUCCUCUUCCAAAUCUUCUACAUCCUCACUCAUCCGAAACUCGCCAUACGCUUUCGUCACCUUGCUCGCCCCAAAUCCGAAACUCGACAACAAGACUGUGCCGGAUGACGAGGAUGAAUACUUUGUCGGAACGCGAGUUCUGGCAUACCAGCUAUUGCACGCCCCGAGAACAGGCACCAACACCUCCAUCCCUUUCGUCGUCCUCGCAACUCCGGAUAUACCUGAGUCAAAAUUGGAGCGGCUGAGAAAAGAUGGAGCAACAGUAAAAGUGAUCGAAAGGAUAUCAGAAUCAUGGAUGAAGCCAGGCCUACAAAGAUGGAGAGACAUGAUGUCUAAGCUCCGAAUGCUCGAAUUGACCCAUUUUGAGAAAGUCCUCUUCAUGGAUGCAGACAUGUACAUUGCGGAGCGCAUGGACGGCAUCUUCACCGACCCCACCACAGAGCCCCUCACACCAAAGCCAGAAUUAGCAGUAAAAGACGAAGGCCCAUUGCCCAGAUCUUACAUAUUCUCCGCCCAGCAAUACAUGGAAGGACGCGUCCAUCCCUACCCGCCGCCUGCCGGUGACUAUUUCUCUGGCGGCUUCUUCCUCUGCCAGCCCAGCAUCGAGAUGUUCAACUACUAUCUCACCAUUGCGAAAAUCAAAGAUCGCUUCAACUCCAACGCUAUGGAACAAGGAUUGUUGAAUUAUGCGCAUCGAAGAGCGGGGCCGAUGCCGUGGACGGACAUCUACUACAAAUGGACUACGUCGUGGCCGAGCAUGAAGGAGUAUGAAGCUGGGGCACACAGCUUGCACGAGAAAUGGUGGGAUGAGAAGAUCCGCUUGGACCCGGAUCUGAGGAAGCUGUGGUAUAUCGCUAGGGGCGAGAUGGACGGCUAUUACCGUGGCUCAGAGCAAGCCUUAGAGCUUUUAUGA